This is a messenger RNA of Diaporthe citri, 2772 nucleotides long. RefSeq lists its product as uncharacterized. Bases 1 to 2772 code for a protein of 923 amino acids. The record is from RefSeq and is a predicted model, not a curated record. Lineage: Eukaryota; Fungi; Ascomycota; Sordariomycetes; Diaporthales; Diaporthaceae. The transcript is spliced from 5 exons.
AUGUACAGAUUCACCACAGCCAACUAUUCAAUUCCCUCCGAACGGUCGAGGAGGCCUUACCGAGAGCUGAAUAAGCGGUUGCGGGAAUUCCUCGUCCAUGAUGAGAAAGGGACCUUGCUGAUCAUCUAUUACGGGGGCCAUGGUGAAAACAAUGAUGACAAAAACCACAUUUGGCUGUGCCAUAACCCGAGCCACAAAGACGAGGACGACAACCCCAAGGUUAACUGGAGCAGUCUCCAGGGGCUUUUUCUGGACGAGUGCCAGUCGGAUGUUCUUUUCGUGCUGGACUGCUGCUAUUCUGCCGCGGCAGCCGAGUACACCCAUGCCACAAGCACAGUCGAGGCAAUGGUUGCCACAGGCUUCGAAGGGGUAGCUCCUCUCCGGGGAGAACACUCGUUCACCAUGUUUCUCGUCAGCGUUCUGAAGUCGCGACGUGAAGUAGACAAGGCGACCUUCGCAGAUGCGCUCUGCAGGAUGGUCGCGGCGAAGCUUAAUCGAACAGACCUAAAAAGAGCUCUGGAGACGACGCGUUCAACACCUCGGCACAUACCGUUUGCAAACAAGGUCGACAAAAUCAUUAUAGGUGAAGUUCAGGAGUUCGAUGAUUCAGAGCCAGCACAAGAUACAAUGGCCGACGCGCCGGAGGAGGCUGAUAAUAAUGAUGCAGCCUUUGAGAGAUCAACUUCUGCGCCAGUUGAGCCAGCGAACCAUACUCUACAGGUCCCAAGUCGCCCUCGAGCCGAGUCAACGGAACCAGCGACACGCGGAAGGCCUCGAAUCGUGGCUGAACCAAGUGACCACACUCUCAAGCUUGCGAAGCCAAUCUCAAACAGCACUUCCAUUUCCGGGGUGAGGGAAGACCCCAUCACGCCAUCCGUGGCUAGAACACCAGAGUCCCAAUACGAAGUGGCUGAAGCUGGGGGUGAAAGGGACUGGCUCGAUGAUCUGUAUCCAACUGCUCCAGAUUACUCUGCCUUCGAAGAAAGACUAGUACUCAGCAAGGACGUACCUUGCUCUGAGCAGUACUCGCACAUCCGCACAGGCGAGAUCCGAACUCUACAUAUUCUCUCCAGCAGGGACGUGAAUGAGCCUAUCAUCGCCCGUCUGCAGAACGAGGACUUCCUGCCAUACAGCGAGGGAUCGCACUACGGGAGCUACACGGCUCUUUCUUGGACCUGGGGCCGCGAUGCAUGGACGUCCAGCAUAUACAUCGUCGACGAGAGCCUCCACGCAAGACACGCAAUAGCCGUCCCACCCACACUCGAAAGUGCCCUUCGACACGUCCGUCACCCUACAAUGAAGGUUGUAUUGUGGGUUGACCUGAUCUGCAUCCGCCAAGAUGCUGCUGAAGAAAGAGGAUUCAUGAUGUCUAUUUUGCCGGACAUAUUCAAGCAUGCGUCGAGCGUGAUUGUGUGGCUAGGAGACGAGGAUGAGAGCAGCAGAAGUGUGGUGGACUUCGUUGGGAAAGUCAGAGACCUGGAGAACUUCGAUGCCCUCGUGAAGAACGACGAUACACCAAGACAGUGGGACUUCCUCGUGGCCUUUAUGAGACGGCCCUGGUUCAGUCGCCGCUGGGUGUUCCAAGAGAUAAUCCUAGCAAGGGAGGCUAUUAUCUGCUGCGGAAGCCAGCGUAUAGGCUGGACCGACUUCUCUGACGUGGUCGUACUACUCGGAACCUGUUUCGACGAGGUUCAGUACAGGCUUAAACGAAAGGAGAUCACGAACAAUCUUCGACAUACCUUUGGAAACUUGGUAGACCUGCGUGCCCUCGAGGCUUACUCGCUCAUCGAAACCGCUCGAGACUUGUUCCGCCGCCAAGACGACGGGACUUUGAUUUCGGCUUGUGACCUGGAGACCCUGGUAUCAUUUCUCCCCGCGCUCCAGUCUAACAUUCCCAAGGACGUUGUCUAUUCACUGGUAGGCCUGUCUAGCGAUUCGAGAAAUUUCGUCGGCAUUGACUACAGCAAGUCAAACAACGUGGUGUACCAAGACUUUGUCGAGUACUGCGUCCGCAAGUCAAAGACGCUGGACAUCAUAUGCCGUCCCUGGGCGCCCACCCUUCCCCCAAGGGAGGCCCCCGCGCCGUCCUGGGUGUGCCAGGUCAACAAGCUCCCCUUCGGCCACCGCCGCGAGAACAUCUACGGCCGCAAGAGCGGCGACGUGCUGGUCGGCUACCCGCACCGCAACUACUACUCCGCCGCCCGCGGGUCCGUCGCCACGCCCAUGUUCGGCGCGCCCGCGCCCGACGGCCGGAUACGCAUGGACGGCAGCAUGGUGGCCAGCGGGUUCCAGAUCGCCCCCGUGAGGGACCUGGGCUUCCGCGCCGCUGCAGGGACGGUGCACAUGGAGUGGAUCGAGCUCUCCGGGUGGCGGCCCGGCGCCGCCUUCGUCCCGGACCACCUGUGGCGCACGCUCGUGGCCGACCGUGGUCCGGGUGGCACGCCGACGCCGACUUGGUAUCAUCGUGCGUGUCAAUAUUGGCUGGAUUACAGUGAGGCUCAGGAUAUUACCUACGACGUCAUCCAGAAGGACCAGCAUCCGGCCACGGCGCUCGAGUAUAUUCAACGUGUGCAGAGUGUCAUCUGGGACCGGACUUUCAUCAAGACGGCCAGGUUGGAUGACCUGGACCGCCCUUUGUACGGACUUGGUCCUAGGGAGGCACGACCCGGUGACUGCAUAUGCAUUCUUCAUGGCUGUAGUGUGCCUGUGGUGCUCAGAAGGACGGACGGUUCAGAUGAGUGGCGGCUGCGGAAACCAUUCGGGUCUUCGUAG